AUGUCCGUGGCAGCGGGAAUAUACGUCAGCGAGAUCGAUCUUGCGACCGGAGCCGCGACCGAGCCCUCCAGGAUCUGGAACGGAACGGGUGAUCGCAACCCAGAAGGACCUCACUUCUACCACAAAGACGACUACUACUACUUGCUGAUCGGCGAGGGCGGGACAGAGACCAACCACUCAGUCACAAUUGCUCGAUCCGAGGUGUUUGAGGGCCCCUUUGUGGGAGCACCACAUAAUCCCAUUCUCACGGCCAAAGACACCAACAAUUACUUUCAAACUGUUGGACACGCAGACCUGUUCCAAGAUGCCUCUGGUAACUGGUGGGGCGUUGCGCUGGCCACUAGAUCCGGUCCAGAAUGGGAGAUUUAUCCAAUGGGCCGCGAGAUGGUGUUGUUCGCGGUCGACUGGAAAGAAGGCGAUUGGCCGGUCCUGGACCCCGUGUUCGGUACCAUGGCUGGGCCUCUGCCGCCGACGAACAAACAUGUUCCUGGGGACGGGCACUGGAUAAAUGAUCCAGAUGUCGUCGACUUUGCUCCAGGCUCGGACCUGCCCAGGCAUUUCUUCUUCUGGCGUCCACCCAAGACCUCACUAUUUGCGGUGUCGCCAAAAGGCCAUCCCGGCACACUCCAGAUAUCCCCGUCGCCCGUGAACCUUUCGGGCACACCGGACUUCAAUCCAGCUGAGGAUGGCCUUGGAUUCAUUGCCCGCAAGCAAAGUGCGACUCUGUUCAAUUACACCGUCGACCUUUCGUUCAAGCCCCGUGUCGAAGACGAGGAGGCAGGCAUCUCUGUGUUCCUGACGCAGUUCCAGCACAUUGACCUAGGCGUGGUCAACCUACCACGCGGCAACGGCACCAAGUCGACUCCCUUCUUCAGGUUCCGGGUUGAGGCGUCUGGGAAGCCCAACAUCACGGUUCCCGAGACAGUGAUCGUGCCAGUUCCGGAUUCAUGGCGAUCAGGCAAGAUUCGUUUGUCGGUCUCUGCUGUCAGCGACUCGUUGUAUGUGUUUGGCGCGGCGCCGGCCUCACGCCCGGGAGAGUACCGGGAAAUUGGGUCCGCCAGUGCUUUGAUCCUCUCUGGAGGCACUGGGCCAUUCUCAGGUUCUAUUGUCGGCGCGUACGCUACUAAUAACGGUGGCAGGGGCAAGACACCGGCGUACUUCAGCAAAUGGAGGUACACUCCUGUUGCUCAGAAGAUCGAUGACGACAGUUUCAUUCCGAUUUAGUCUCAGAAUCUGGUAGCCACUACACAGCUUAGAGAGGUAAAUACAAUUAAUUACUGGUUCAA
This is a messenger RNA of Diaporthe batatas, 1286 nucleotides long. RefSeq lists its product as uncharacterized. Gene Ontology annotation, molecular function: hydrolase activity, hydrolyzing O-glycosyl compounds. Gene Ontology annotation, biological process: carbohydrate metabolic process. Lineage: Eukaryota; Fungi; Ascomycota; Sordariomycetes; Diaporthales; Diaporthaceae. The coding region runs from base 1 to 1224 and encodes 407 amino acids. The transcript has 2 exons. The record is from RefSeq and is a predicted model, not a curated record.